Wickerhamiella sorbophila is the source of this 4713-nucleotide messenger RNA. Its product is annotated as eIF-2-alpha kinase GCN2. Gene Ontology annotation, molecular function: eukaryotic translation initiation factor 2alpha kinase activity; protein binding; ATP binding. The transcript has a single exon. The record is from RefSeq and is a predicted model, not a curated record. The coding region runs from base 1 to 4713 and encodes 1570 amino acids. Gene Ontology annotation, biological process: regulation of translational initiation by eIF2 alpha phosphorylation; DNA damage checkpoint signaling. Lineage: Eukaryota; Fungi; Ascomycota; Dipodascomycetes; Dipodascales; Trichomonascaceae.
AUGGAGUACGAGGAGAUUCAGGAAAAUGAGGUGGAGGCACUAAAAGCAAUCUAUAUGGAUGAUUUUGAAGAGUACAAGUCGAGUGAGAUCUGGAGCAAGCGGGCGAGCCCGCACUUUCGAAUCAAGCUGCGCCCGAGCAGCGAGUUCAAGGACACGCCUAUCUCGCUAGAAAUUGUCGUUCAACUGACAAAAACGUAUCCACGGUCUCUGCCGAUGAUCAAGAUUGACAAGUCGAAUGCAAUACACCAUAAGCAGCUGGAAUUGCUGCGAAAAUCGAUACAGUCCACUGCGGAAUCUCUGAAGGGCAACGAGAUGAUUUUCGAAAUCACCUCGAACUUGCAGCAGCAGUUAGAUGAAUUCGCUAGAAUUGCAACCGUCACACCUAGUCUGGAAGAAGCACGGGUAGAACGUUUGCGGCUAGCGGAAGAAAAGGCAAUGGAGGAGAAGGAACGCAAGAAAAAGGAGCAAGAGGCUAAGAUACAGGAACAGCAACAGCAACUUGAAAAGCUUGUUCUGGAAGAGCUCCAGGACGAAAACGAAGAAACACAUGACUACGAUGACUCCAAUAUCUGUUUUGUACCAGAAGAUGAAGGAAUUGUCACUUUUGAUCGGCCCAUCUCGUGUCGUCGGCCAAAUGGCACAAUGGUUCGGUUUCAACAAGUUUCGCGUGCUGCAGUAACUCCGGUAAACUUUUUCGGCACUUCCUAUUUGGUGAAACCCAUUGUUCAUCAGGCACACGAAGACGACCUGCUGCUGGUCCUUACUCAAGUCUCUAUUUCGGAACCGUAUUGGAACACUUCUGCUGGCCGGAAACAGUUGCAGGAUCUCGAGGGGGAACUCGAAACCCUUCGCGACUUGAAGCAUCCGAAUAUUGUUGCUCUCUACGAAUACAAAAUUGCCAAAGAUGAAGAUAGUGGCUGGCAAAUAUCUCUUCUUACCCAGCACUGCAACAUGGGCACCUUGGGGGACCUCCUGGAUACAGUAGAUAGCCUGAGCAUCAAGGUUGCUCGUAACUGGUCAAUCCAGAUUUUGGAUGCCUUGGAAAGUAUCCACAAAGUCGGAAUUGUUCACAAGGCUCUAACGGUUGACACAGUGUUUGUCAACAAAAGUCGUGAGACCGGUGAGUCCUCCGUGUUCUUGUCUCACACUUCGUACAUGUACCGGUUUAUGCAAUUGGACUCUGAGCAUCCAUUUAUGCCCCCUCUCAAAAGAACUGCUGGUCAGGGUACCUUUUCGGAGACAAUGGCUACAAAAUGGCUGCCCCCCGAGGCCACUGCUUCGCGGGUUACUCCAACCCGCAAGACAGAUAUGUGGCAGUUUGGAAUUGUUUUACUACAAAUGCUCUGUGGGCGUGCGGCAACCAGAAGUCUUUGUGAUCCAUUGACCUACGUCAAGUCUCAAAACUUUCCACAAAGCCUCCUAUCGUUUUUGAAGCAUGUCCUUGAGCCGUCACCCAAUAAACGUUCUUCCGCAUUCGAUAUGUUGACGAGCUCAUUUCUACGUUCCGAUUACGAGCUAGAAACAUCUGAGGAGCCUCGUCAUACUUCUGUAUCACGACCGCGUAGCUUGACAAAUGAUCGGUUACCAGGUUAUUCGCGUUACACCCACGAUUUUGACGAGGGAAGUGUUCUUGGAAAGGGUGGAUUUGGACAGGUGGUCAAGGCUCGUAACAAACUUGACGGGCGCGUCUAUGCUAUCAAGAAGAUUCAAGCAACUUCUUCAACACUAUCUCAUAUUCUACAAGAGGUGGUUUUGCUCAGUCGUUUGAAUCAUCAAUAUGUUGUGCGUUACUUUACGGUUUGGCUCGAAGAUGCAGUUGAGAUUGUGGACGAUAGCACCAUCACUGAAUCAAGCAUAGCACAGACAGACACAAUCGCCGAACCAACAAACCCUAGUGAAGAAGAUAGGUCUCUAACACCGAGCAAUCUUUCUUCGAUCCAUUUCGGUCACUCCAUGUCCGAACUUGACCUUAUCAGUGCCUCUGGUGAUUUUAUGUCCAGCUCCAACAACCUGUUCCAGUUUGGAUAUAGCGAUGACGAUGAAGAGAAUGAUGUUGGUCAAACCAGCCUUCUCAACAAUAGUGCUGUCACAUCGAGCGAGGAAGAAACGCUUGAUGAUACUGCUCAGAACCUGCGUUUUGCUUCAAGAGUAUCACCGCCUGUCGGCAAGAGCACCCUCUAUAUUCAGAUGGAGUAUUGUGAGAACCAUACCCUAGCAGAUCUGAUUCUUGAUGGCCUUUACAGACACCAAGAAGAGUACUGGCGUCUGAUGAGGCAGCUUUUGGACGCCCUCUCUUAUAUUCAUCGUGAGGGUAUUAUCCAUCGAGACCUGAAGCCAAAAAAUAUUUUCAUUGAUGAGGCUCGAAACAUUAAAAUUGGUGACUUUGGCCUGGCCCGAAGUGUUGUACAAAAUUCUGCACAGCCAAAGCCUGGCGACGCUCCCGAGAACGACGAUCUCACAACCAAUGUUGGAACAUCUCUUUAUAUUGCUGCUGAAAUUACCGACCCGUCUGUAAAGGCACAAUAUAACGAAAAAGUGGACAUGUAUUCACUUGGUAUCAUCUUUUUUGAGAUGGUAUUUCCCAUGUCUACCGAAAUGGAGCGGGUCAACACGAUCCGCGAUUUGAGAAAACCAACCAUUGAACUGCCCACAGCAUUCACGCUCAAGCGCUACAACUCUGAAAGAGAUAUUGUCGUGAGCCUACUCUCGCACGAUCCUUCUCAGCGUCCAUCAGCCGUGGAUCUUCUUGCUUCGGGCAAAAUACCUUUGGGUCCACAGGAUGCAGCUGUAAAAGAAGCAAUGCGAAGCUUGAUGAACCCUGAUUCCAACAUCAAGCAACAAGUUUUGCAGUCUCUUUUCAAUCAGCCAUUGUUGUCUGCUCAGCAGAUUUUAUAUGGACGGCAGUCUGUACUCGCGAAAGCACCCAACGGUUGCAUGGUUAGUACAAAAGCUGUUUUAUUGAGAAUGCAAGUAUUUUCAAAGUUUCGCGAAGUUUUUGAACGCCAUGGCGCUGUUGAAAGUUCAGGGUUCAGGCCUUAUCUCACGCCAAAGUCGACUCUUUACAAAACACCAACCUCAAUGGACCUUUUAGAUCGCUCAGGGAAUGUCCUACAGCUUCCUCACGACCUAACUUUGCCGCUAGCACGACGUCUAGCUGAGCAGGUUCCAGAAUACAGCAAGAGUUACACGUUUGGUCAAGUAUAUCGAGCAUCUCCGACAAGAGAUCAGCACCCAUUGGUCUACAAUGAGGUUGAUUUUGACAUCUUUGGUACCGAAGCAACUUCAGAUCUGGUUUUCAAUGAUGCAGAGAUUUUGAAAGUAAUGUCCGAUACUGCAACUGCGUUCCCUUGUUUUGACAGUGACAAGAUCAGUAUCCACAUAAAUCAUGAGGCCAUCUUGAAUGCUAUUCUUGAACAAUGUGCUGUCACGCCUCCUCAGUUCCAGGGAGCACUUACAUUGCUCGGCGAUUUGGGCCUUGGCCCCUCCAAGCCGUCUGUGCGUCGGGAACUUGCUGGCCACUCAACCCUUUUGACGACAUCUCUUGAUUUAUUAGAACAGUUUGGCUUUCGGGAACGAGUUCCUACAUUCGAACAGCGUUUAAAGAAGCUCAUUGAGAUUACUGAGCCAGUCAAGCUGGCCAUUUUGCAUCUCAAAGCCGUGGUCUCGUUAUGCCGCAAAUACGGCGUCACUUACCCGAUUUACAUUGCUCCGAUGUCUAAUUUCCAGCCAAAAUUCUACAGUCAGGGAAUUAUGUUCCAAUUGAUUUACGAGGAUUCAAAGAAAUUUAUUGUCGCUGCUGGUGGACGGUACGACUCGCUGGUCCGACAGUUCCGCCAUCAGGUAUUGGAUCGUAACACGCCACUUGCUCGCGUGGUAGGCUUUAAUUUGGCUGCGGACGUUGUUUUGAACCAGAUGGAUCAGCUCUCGGAGAGCAGACUCUCAGAAGUUGGAUGGUUGAGACCUAGGUGCCAGGUCCUGGUGACCUCGUUCUCUGACGGUAAUAUACAGGGUCUUUGUAUGGAUCUUGUGCGACUUUUAUGGGCAAGUGGUAUUUCUAGCGAUCUUGUGAGGAACUUUCAGUCUUCAGAAGAGUUGAUCAAAUAUGCUGAGAAAGAGCAUGUGAUCUUUGUGGUUGUUGUUAAGCAAUUGCACUCCUUCAGCAUGUCAAACAAGGCGUUCAAGCCAUUGCGGGUAAAGACAGUGGCUACAAAAGUUGACACUGAUCUUGCUGUUGAUGAACUACUGCCUUUUGUGCUUGCAGAGACAAACGAGCGUGUUUCAAACAACCGCAGCGACUUUUUAACGCCUGCCCCAGAGGUUGGUGGAAACGAGGACGACGCUACUGUUUCUACUCAGCAAGCUGGUAACAGGGUUGUAAUCUUGCAUGAGAGCGGACGGAUCAAGGGUGGUCGCAAGAAUAUGUGGCUUCUGGAAGAGCGUUGUCGUGAGGCGAUGCAAAACUACAUGGGCGAGUUGGCAAAUGCACCAAUUGUCACCCUUGACUUGAAGGAUGAGGUGCUACAGGCCAUCUGUACUGUUCCUGUGGGAUCACAAGAUGAGUGGAAGAGAAAAGUCGCAAGCCUCUCUCCGACGCAAAAGGCUUACAUCUUCAACGUUCAGUCCAAGUUGGCCAAUGAGGCCCAACGCAAUCCCCGCCUAAUUCUGUUCUCUACCCGGUCGGGAAACAUAUUUGUAUAUGAUACAGAUGCAUAA